Messenger RNA from Adineta ricciae, 1587 nucleotides. The record is from the annotation of a GenBank genome assembly. Lineage: Eukaryota; Metazoa; Rotifera; Eurotatoria; Adinetida; Adinetidae.
AUGAAUGAUUUCAACAUACUCGAUUUGCCUGAUGAAAUUUUAUUGAUGAUUUUCAAUAAACUCAACACCAUUGAUGUCUUUCGUUUAGUACAAUACGUCAAUCGAAGAUUUUAUGAAUUGUCACUCGAUGGUUGUCAAGUUCAAGAUAUGCAAAUGACUACUGUGAUGGGCGUCGAUACACAUUAUAAACAAAUUUCUCCAAUCGAUACCAAUCUUCCAAGAAUUUGUAGGAAUAUUUUACCUAAAAUUCAUGAUAAAGUACAGAAACUUACAGUUGAUCAAAGUUCAAUGAUUCCUGUUCUUCAUGCUGCUGAUUAUCCUCAACUUUAUUCAUUGACAAUUAUCGAUAUUGAAGAAGAAUUUCUUCAUGAUUGUUUAUCAAAUAAUAUCGUUCUUCGCGAUCUUCUCAUUAAACAAAUAACUAAUCUUAACAUCGAUAUUAAAUGUAGGACGCCACUUGCGAUAACUGGAUUCCAAAUAUUUGAACUAAUCAUAUGUUUGUGUGAAAAUUUGACGACGUUCAAUUUUGGUGACAUGUUAUUUUCACGGGAACGUGCCGUUGGUUUUCCCACAAUACAAUCAAGAAGUUACAGUCACUCAGCUUUAGUAGAACUGAGGAUGAAAAUUGAAACUUUCUUUGACCUGGUUUAUCUUCUUGAUGGCCGCUUUCCUUGUUUAUCGACAUUGAUCGUUCAUGUAUAUGAUCAUUCUGGUCCAACAAAUCUAGAUGGAAUAAAGCAACUUUCGACAUUAAAAUAUUUUUCUCUCUGUGGAAGUCUUUAUAUUCCUACACCUCUUUAUGAUCCAUUGAUUGUUCCAUUACUUUCUGGAAUGAUAAAUCUUGAAAAAUUACAAUUAUGUCUGCGAGUUGUUAGAUUGAACUCGAAUUAUAUUGAUGGAAGUCAGUUAUAUGAUCAAUUUUUAUGUUCAAUGACGAAAUUGAAAAGAUUUACAUUCGAUAUCAAGACAAUUGUUCGAAAUCAAAACGUUGACAUUGCACUUUCAUCAAAUGAACAGAUUCAACGUAGUUUUGUGGGAAAGUUUGAUCAACAGGUGUUUUCAUAUAUUAAUUCAAACUCAUCGAAACUAACGGGUGUAUGCCGUAUUUGUUCACUUCCAUAUGAUUUUCGAUAUUUCUUUAAUGUCAAUAAUUAUUUUCAAGGUGGACGAUUCGAGAAAGUUCGACAAUUGCGUAUGAAGGAUUCGAUUGGUUUCACUUAUGAAUUAUUUCAACGUGUUGCUCAAGGUUUUCCUUUUCUCAAAUAUUUAUAUAUAAUUAAUAUGAGUGCAAUGAAAAACAAGCCACCUGGAUCACUGUUGCUCACAUUCCCAUAUCUCACAUAUCUUGAUAUAGAUCGAGCACAUGAUGAUUAUAUUCUAUUAUUCCUUCUGAAGAAACACGCUUUUCUACCUCGUUUAUCAUAUCUAUCCAUCGAGAAAAAGCCACUGAAAACAAUAACGAACGACUUCACUAUCGACUCGACAGAUUUCAACUUCAGUGAAUUGAAAACUCUCAUUGUGGGCAGAUCAUUUGUUCCACCAGCAAACUUUCAUGUAUAUUUCCCUAUUUUAGUAAUGUAUGAAUAA